This is a messenger RNA of Tachysurus fulvidraco (yellow catfish), 4002 nucleotides long. RefSeq names its product atlastin-2-like. The record is from RefSeq and is a predicted model, not a curated record. Gene Ontology annotation, molecular function: GTP binding; GTPase activity. The coding region runs from base 763 to 2550 and encodes 595 amino acids. The transcript is spliced from 16 exons. NCBI's taxonomy places the organism in Eukaryota, Metazoa, Chordata, Actinopteri, Siluriformes, Bagridae. Gene Ontology annotation, biological process: endoplasmic reticulum organization; protein homooligomerization.
UUAGAUAAGAGGCGCGCGGGGAGUAGGAGCUGUUGACGUCAGACGAGUUUGAUUAUUUUGAACUGGGGGGGUCAAAGAUGGCGGAGGCGGAGAUCAGGCAGAAGCUUCAGAAUCAUUCCGGGCUAAAUCGUAAAGAACAUAAUUUAUUGAGGGUUUUAGACCACAAUAGUUUUAUUAGUGUGGUCUAGGGUCUCCUUUUGUGGCCAAUACAACCUCAAUACGUUUUGGAGUUGACGGUCCUACACAGUGACCAUGUCACUACGUGGUGAUGGUGGAGGAAAACAUUUCCAGACUCAUUGUUCCAGAACACCCCAAAGAGGCUCUGGUGAAAGCAGGCCAUGGGAGAUGUUCUACUUCACCUUCAUGUUCACCAACCCCUUUGUCACCCGUCUUGCUGUGUACAUUAUCAUCAUGAUACACAGCACAGUCUACAAUGUUUAAACCACUGGGUGCAUUAGGUAGUCCUUGGCAGUGACACGUUCAUCUACCACAAAUAGUUGGGCUAAAGAAUGCCUUGAUCAUGCAACGCAAGCCAUUACUGGUCGACCCCUGGGUAGUUAGCUUCUUUGGGGCUUCUCCACAUACUACUACUUUUUUAUUAUUAUUUUUUUUAAACCAAUGAAACCACUAGAUAUGUUUUGGCUAUCCUGACCAAGGAUAAUGACCUUGUGGAGCUCCUGUUGAACAGUUUUAGUGGGAAGAGUCAAGGUGCACAUUUACUCUACAGUGAUUUGGGAAGCUGUGGUAAUUUUUUAUUUUUUUAUGUGGGAUCUAAUCCUGGUUAGUACUUGGACAUCUUUCAGAUUGCUUUCCCUUGAAUGGACUGUUACUCCUGCUGGAUGUGGUUCAUCCUUGGAUAGGCCAGGAAAAUAUUUGAAUUACAAAUGUGCGGGUUUGGCAGAAGACGUGUGUCAUAAGAUGAGCGGAGACGAGGCGGAGGAGCUGCUUGAAGAAGAGGAGGUGGCUGGGCCUGUUCAAAUUGUGGUGGCAGAUGAAGAUGAUCACCAGUUUUCUCUGGAUGAGCAGGCACUGGAGCGCAUCCUGCUGCAGGACCACAUCCGAGAUCUCAACGUAGUGGUGGUGUCUGUUGCUGGGGCCUUCCGCAAGGGAAAGUCCUUCCUGCUGGAUUUCAUGCUCCGAUAUAUGUACGACCAGAAAUCAGCCUCAUGGCUGGGGGGAAGUGAUGAACCAUUGACAGGCUUCACCUGGCGAGGUGGAUGUGAGCGGGAGACCACAGGAAUCCUGGCCUGGAGUGAAGUGUUUGUGGUCAACAAACCGGACGGGUCCCAGGUGGCUGUGCUGCUCAUGGACACACAGGGAGCCUUCGACAGCCAGUCUACCAUUAAAGACUGUGCCACCCUCUUCGCCCUCAGCACCAUGACCAGCUCUGUUCAGGUUUACAAUUUAUCUCAGAAUGUGCAAGAGGAUGAUCUUCAACAUCUGCAGCUUUUCACAGAGUAUGGAAGACUUGCUAUGGAGGAAAUUUACCUAAAACCAUUCCAGUCGCUAAUGUUUCUCAUAAGAGACUGGAGUUACCCGUAUGAACAUGACUAUGGCCUGGAAGGGGGGAAUGCGUUUCUAGAGAAAAGGCUACAGGUGAAGCAGAACCAACACGAGGAGCUUCAGAAUGUCCGGAAACACAUCCACUCUUGUUUUUCUAACAUCAACUGCUUCCUGCUUCCUCACCCUGGCCUCAAAGUGGCCACCAAUCCCCAUUUUGAUGGCAGAUUGAGAGAUAUUGAUCCUGACUUUAAAAAGGAGCUGGAGAAUCUCAUCCCACUGUUGCUGGCUCCAGAGAACUUGGUGGAGAAAGAAAUUGGUGGUUCCAAAGUGACAUGUAGAGAUCUUGUACAGUAUUUCAAAGCCUACAUGAAAAUAUACCAAGGGGAAGAGCUACCACAACCAAAGUCCAUGUUACAGGCAACAGCUGAAGCUAACAAUCUUGCAGCAGUCACAGGAGCAAAGGAUGCUUACAUGAAGAGCAUGGAAAAGGUCUGUGGAGGAGACAAGUCCUACAUCGCACCAGCUGAUUUGGAGCGCCAUCACGAGGAGCUGAAGCAGAGCUCUAUACGGCAGUUCUGCGCCAUCAAGAAGAUGGGAGGCGAGGAGUUCUGCCGCCGCUACCAGGAGCAGCUGGAGGCUGAGCUGGACGAGGCUUAUGCUAACUUCGUCAAGCACAACGACGGAAAGAACAUUUUCUUUGCUGCGCGCACGCCAGCCACACUCUUUGCCCUCAUGUUUGCCAUGUAUGUGGUAUCGCUAGUGACGGGCUUUGUGGGCGUAAACUCUGUGGCUAUGCUGUGUAAUCUGAUCAUGGGCGUGGCUCUGGUGUCUCUGUGCACCUGGGCCUAUGUCAAAUACUCAGGGGAGUUCCGCGAGGUGGGCUGCGUCAUCGACCAGGUGGCAGAAACUCUUUGGGUGCAGAGGACUCCGAGAAAGGUGUUUUGCAAGCUUUUCGAGGUUGUAAGGAACAAAGUGACGCUGCGCACACUCCUGCCCACUCGGCGAAACAGACUGCCCUCAAACAACAAUGUGAAGAAGAAAAACUAGUUGCUACAUUCUUUCAAAAACUCCUUUGUAGGACCUUCUCAGCCCUGACGAGCGAGUGGCCUCGGCCGCACCGGGUUGGGUUUAAGUACAAACUGCUGUGUACUCGGUUCUGUACGUUUAUAGAAUGCAGAAUGGCACUUUCAUCAUCCAGAUGUCCUUCAUUCCAUCAUGCUGACAUUUGUAUCUAAUGGAGGACUGAAGUCGUUGAAUAUUUGUUAAUGCAUCAAAUGCUUCUUAUAUGCUGUUUGUUUGGCCUGUCGGGUGUUGAGUGUGUGUGUGUUGAGUGUGUGUUGAGUGCUCCCUCAGCUACCACUUCACUUCUGACCUUUCUCUAUUCUCUUCAUUCCGUAUUCAUCUCAUCAUUCCCCGUUCUGCAUUCUCUCAUUGUCGGUUUCGUCCUUUUUGUUUCUCUGCUCAGGUGUUGCAGUGAUUCGGUUGAUUUUAGGCUGAACUCCAUGCAAGCUUGCUUAUGUUGCCAAGUUACAGACAAACUGACGCUGCACCAAUCAUAGAGCCAAAGUUUACACCAUUCUUCAUGCACACUCCGUAGUGUGUGAUCGUCUUUGAACGCUUGAGACAUUGGCAUUUAGUGGCUUAGCCACUAGUGGAAGACUGACAUUGGCCUUGUAUUUCUAGAAAGGGUGCCCACUAGAGCCUUGCUAAUGAGGUGGAUAGUUAAACGUGCUGUUCCGCUCUCCCCAGUGAGAAAAUGGCACAUUUUAUACUGUAAUUUACUUUUCCACUGAAUAACACAAGGCACUUAAUGGUUAUUAUUCGUAAUGUGAAAGGAUUCUAAAGGAAUCGGGCGCUAUCUAUAGAUUUUAAUCGCACAUUUCUUUGUUUUUGUCAGUCUUGUUGUUUAAAUAAAUACAACACUGCAUAUUUUAUUCAAGGUGUAUGACAUGUCUUAUGUUCCACAGUAUUAUAAAAAUUGUGAGAUCAAAUCAUAGAGGUAAAGGAUGAACUGUACCAAUGACGGUAGCAAAGUGAAAUUACUGUACACAGUUGCUUCUAUAGGCCCAUGUGCUGUCUACCUGCUGUAUAAUAGAACAUAGAUGCUUUGAUGAUUCCAUCCACAAGAUGACGGUUGACGUGAGCUAUCCUGUACAGUUCGGAUUUUUUAAACUCGUCACAAAUAGGGCAUGUGUAUGGAAAAUAGAUGUAUAACUAAAAUUUUCUAUACCUUUUUUGUAGCUGGAACAGCAUCGGUUUUGUGGUAGACUGAUGCCCCGUUAAUUUAAAGGAAUGCUUUCGUGAUGUGUAAAUGUCAGAAGGAUGUAUUAUAUUUUUUCUUUUAUUUAUAUAUUAAUUAUCUACCUUGAGCAUUAUGAUUCCACUCUUGCUGACCAAGCACUGGAAUGUUUAUAAUCUUUCACUUGUUUUCAGUUUUUAUUUUAUUUUUUUAUUUUUAUUUUUCAAUACAAUAUUAAAAUGAACUGCUGUAUAUCCAAA